AUCAAAUACGCGGCAGAUUUUAGGUGCCUAUUGUGUGUUUUUUUAUCCAUUUAUUUAAUAUACUAAAUAGAAGACUACAGUACGAAAACUAUUAUUUAAUUUUUCAGCAUUUACCAAAAAUUAAACCUAAAAACUUAUGCCAGUCAAUCAUCAUUCUGGAAAUCAGGCAGACACUAAAUAUCAAUGAUAUUUUGUUUCAUUUCUAAUAAGAACUUGUGUUUGUAAUCAUUUUAGUGAAUGUGGGAGUGAAACUAGCAUGACAACAGUGUUCGCAAAUAUGUACACAAUGAUCAUCGUUUGAAUAAGUCAAUUUAGGACAACCUUGUAGCUAUUCAUAGAUAUGCAAAUUAGGUUCACACGCAUAAUGCGCUGCGCGUGACGAUCCCCCACGUGCAAGUUUGUGUACAAAUUGAAAAAUAAACAUUAAAUAAUAAUAAAAGUUAUUUACGUGUCUCGGUAAAAACUUUAACUUUUGAUUGCCUAGUAACCAUAUAAUUAAAUUACAAUACCUUCUUUAUGAAGAUCAAAAGAAAGUAUGCGAAAAAGCGAUUUGUCGGAAACUGCUUCUCAACCAGUAAGGACAGCGUUAUAGUAUUUUGUUCACGUAAGAAAAGUGACGGUAGUCGACUUGCAAUGAAUACCAGUACACAAGUCGUCGAAUGUCGGUUUCCUUUCCCCACCCACACUGCCACAGACACAGCACGUCAAGUCCUAAGCAAUAGAUCACUGCCGUCAUAGCUGACAGCCUUGUUCAACCGAACCACUUCUAGACCUUCUGAUAUUAUGUGUGCAAAUAGUUCAACAAAGCAAGCUCCUUCAUCAGUUUCAUUUAGACCUUCCUUUCCUUCAGCCUCACGAAAGGCAGUAAGAUCACUGUAAACCUGCUAAAAAAAAAAAAACAUUAUUCUAAGACCUACAAGGUGGUUUUCAUUGCAGACGUUGACUUGCCAGUGACCAUUUCAAGAGAUUUAGUGGAUUAGAAGGAUUUGCUACAGUUGAUAGCACUGACAGUGCCGCAACUAUAAUAACUAAACUUCGUGAUAUUCUUACUAAUGUUCUUCACAUGUAAACUACAAUGAAUUGAAAAUUUUGACCUACAUGUCAAAAACGCUUUCUAUGCCUGUCACUGCAUCUGGCUUCACUUGGACAGCUGAGAAUCUGAAAGCCAAUGUGGGCCAAGGAAAACUCUACGUAAUGGUGGCUGGAUUUCAGGAUGGAAGAUCAAGUCAAGAGACAGAUGAAACUUCGGCAAGUGAUAAAAUUAAGACUAAAGUUGUAUUUGGACUCGCUGUUUAGAUGAUUCAUCAGAUGAUGAACUACCUGACAUCAACACUCCCGAUACCAUAACAACUGCUGCCAAAUUGGCUGGUACCAUGAAAACGUCUGACUCAACUUCUGCUACCAUGACAACUACUAGCCUAUUUGCUGGAACCACAGCUUCAGCUGGUGUACCAUCCAGUGUUACCUCAACAACUAACAACCAUCCCGCUUCACCAGUGACAACUGCUGAUGGUUUAGAUACAGGAACCCCAGACCUAGAGGUAACAUUUCACCCACGUCAUUAUAGACCUGGAAGAUUGAGUCUCCGGCAGCAGCGGGAUAAAUGUACUCCAUGCAGCAGUAACAGCAGCAAGAGUGUGAUUGAAAUUUGUGACAGUGAAGAUGAAGAAAUGUCCAGAGCAAUAGAAGCGAGUCUGAAUGACAGUCAGUCAUUAAGGAAAGAAAAAAAUACAACUUCCAUAGAACAGGUUCUCAAGGAGUACCGGGAUGGAGCUGUUAAAAAGGAUGUGAGGACUGAUGUUAUAGUUUUUUCGCAGCAGAGUUCUAGAAAGCACAUUCAGGGCAAUAACAAGGAAGUCAUUCAACCCUAACGGACAACUCUACGUUAAAUUCAGCGGGGAAAUGGGGGAAGAUUAUGGAGGCCCUCGGCGGGAAUUUUUUAGGCUUUCCUUGAAGGAAUUAAUGAAUUCCUCUUUAUUUGAUGGGCAAGAAGGCCAAAAGUAUUUCUCACACGAUGUAACAAGUUUGGAUGAAGGAAAGUACAGACUAGCAGGGAGAUUGGUAGCAUUGUCACUUGCACAAGAUGGUCCAGGUUUACAUAGUCUUAGUACUACCCUGUAUGAUCUCAUGACAGGCUUGGACCCAGAUAUGUCAUCGGCCAUUGUUCCAGAAGAUAUACAACAUAUGAUUACACAGAUCAAAGAAGUUGACAAUGACACAAAGAGGGACAAAUUCCUUACUGAAUACAUGGACUGGUUCAUUGACAGGGGUUUCAAUGACAUUUACCGAAUGAUUCUGAAUGAGAAAGUCCGCCUUAUUCAAAUGAUGAUGAAGCACUACAUAUUCUACAGGACAUUGGCAGAAACCACAGAGUUUACACGUGGGCUAAAUGAUGUUGGACACCUGUGGGAAGUAGUCACAAGACAUAGAGAAUUGUUCAAGCCCAUAUUUUGUCAUAAGCCUACUGGACUGACCAAAGAUGUGGUUUAUGGUCUUUGUAAGAUAGAGUUCUCUGAACCAGGGUCUAAUGCCAGAAAAAUGGAGGAUGAAACUAUCUACAGUUGGGAAGUCGUUCUGCAAGAUAUCCAAGAUGAAAACGUACCUUUAACAUUGGAAGAUUUGCUGGUAUUCAUGACUGGAGCAGAUCAAAUUCCACUUUGUGGCUUUGACAGAAAGAUAGAAAUUAUGUUCUAUGAUCAGGAAGAUGGAGUGACAAGACUACCCAGUGUUUCAACAUGUGGCCUGCAGAUGUGGCUUCCAAGAGGAGUUGGAGAGCCAGAUACCUUAUCAUCUUUCAUUCAAACUGAUGUCAAGGGAUUCCAUAAAAUGUAGUGUGCUGCAAGACUUAAAAAUGUACAACAGAUGUGUGUUGAAUUGUACAAAUUGUUUGUGACACUGUUUUUCCAGCCAGGUUUAAUAUUAAUCCAUUCAAGGCUGUGCUGUAAUCUGUUAAUUAUUUGUCGUUUGUAAAAAUGACUGUCAAGUUCAUUUGAACUGUUGGUGAGCCUUAGUGAUGACUGUGUGUCCAGCAUCCUUUGUCAUCAGCCAUUGCUUGUGAACACUAGCAGCUACAAUAUUCUUCAGAUCCACAUAAACCUACAUGCAAUCUUGACAAUCUUUGUGAAACCUAGAUCAAGAUGUAUGUUUUCAGGGGUCAGAAUAUUGUUUGUUGACAAAAUGAGAUUUUGUUUGUUUCCUACACAGUGAUAUUAUUGACAGCUAUUAUUUUGAAUGUUGUUCUUUUUCUAGUCAGGCGUGAUUUAUACUGAUAAAUGUUUUUAUUUGGAACUUAUUUAUCUCACCUGAACAUGAAGUCACCAACUUAAAAAGACUCAAAAGGCCAGAAUUUUGGCUUGAUCUUUUUAUAUGAAACUUGGUCAGAAUGUUUUCUUUCAUGAAAUACAGGCUAGUAAAAAAAAAAUGGGCCACUUGUGGUCAAAACCUAGGUCACUGGCAAAUAAUAGAAAGAGUAGAAAGACCUUGCUGAAUGUUUUAUUAAGAAAAUGUACUAUGAAGCUAAUAGAGCUUAACUACAUGUACAGGUUUGCUUUCUUUUGUUGUUCAGUUAUAUUUACUUGAGCGAUAUAAAGGGCCUCUCACGUCUCAAUACAAGUCUUUUUCCAGUGUGCAGAAAUAUUGAAAUACGGAGUCACAACUUGUGGUUAACUGUGAUCACCAAAACAAUUUAAGACAUUGUUUUGAAACUGUUUGGUUUAAGUAAUUCAAUUUGCUUUGCAUUUUGUCACAGUUAUGACCUUUUUUGAAUGCACAAAAUUGUACGUUUUGAAAAAUGUAAAUGAUUGUUUUGUUAACUGUUCUCUUGAAGCCUGUUUUAAUGAUGAUUUUUGUUGUCAAUUCUACCGCUACAUGCAUUUACCCAGCUUGUAUUGUUUGUUAAAGGGAAUUGGUCAGAGAUUGCCAAAAUGCAACUUUUCUGAAAAAUGUAAAAUAAAUAAUAAAAAAUCACACAACACAGAAGUGUCACUCUAAAUAUUGACAUUGAGAACAUAUAUAUUUCUAUGGAUAGCAUAGUUAAUGAUUGAUUUGGCAUAAACUUCGCUAUUAUUAUAUUUCACUUUGCAAUGUGAAAUGGCAUGUAUUGAAAGAACAUAUCCUUAUAAAAUGAGAAUUUUAAGUUCUAAACGAUACGCAAUAGUGAAAUUAUCCAACAAAUAAUGGUAAUAUAUUCUUUAUGUGAUCUAUAGGGGUAUAUUUAAAAUAAUAAAUAUAUAUUUUUCGGGAUAAUUUCCAACCAAGUCCCUUUAAAGGUACAAAGCGAAGGCAUCCAAACCAGAUAGAAACAGUUCUAGUUGUCUCCCAAUUGAUUUUAAGGUCUUUUGGUUAUUUGGCACAGUUGGAAGGUGUCAUGCCAAUGUCAUCCCCAUGCCUUCAACUUUAAGAUAACUGAUAGACAGGUCGUCUAUUAAAAGUGAUAUUUCCAUGAUUCUUGUUAAAGGACGCGAGUAAUAAUGGGCUAUAUUAGGCCUCUUGUUUAUUUGUUUAUUGUUUUGUUGGUAUAAAUUACAGUUCUUGUCCA
Mya arenaria is the source of this 4537-nucleotide messenger RNA. Its product is annotated as G2/M phase-specific E3 ubiquitin-protein ligase-like. The coding region runs from base 1903 to 2832 and encodes 309 amino acids. Lineage: Eukaryota; Metazoa; Mollusca; Bivalvia; Myida; Myidae. Gene Ontology annotation, cellular component: nucleus. Gene Ontology annotation, molecular function: ubiquitin-protein transferase activity. The transcript is spliced from 12 exons. The record is from RefSeq and is a predicted model, not a curated record.